AUGUCGCUGUACCACGAGACGGCCGAGAUCCUCUCGGCCAGCCCUGACCACGGCGGCAGCCUCAAGAGUCGCGUCUUUCGCAAGAAGGGGCUCAAGUCGCCGACCGCGCAGGUGUACGCCCUGGCAUUCGAGACGUGCAAAUGGAGCGGCGUGCUUAAGGAGGUCAUCGAGGCGGCGGACUUGCUUCGCCAUGAGCGCAAGCUCACCCCAAUCUUAUCCCUACUGCUCGCCCACGACUUCCUGCUCGCCAAAGGCGGCAUCGCACUCCCGCAAUCACACGGCCUCAGACAGACCAUCGAGAGGCACAAGGCGCGCCUCACCUCGGAGCUCACGCGCGCGCGUCUGCGGCGUCGGAUGCCCUCUCUCGACGCCCUGCGCGCGGACGUCAACGCCAACGCGGACCCGGAGGGCAGACACCCCCGCUGGAUCCGGGUGAACCACCUCAAGAGCGACGUCGAGACGCAGCUGGAGACGACGUUCAAGGGCUUCGAGCGAGUGUUUUCCAUCGCGGACGUCACGGCGUCGAGCGCGAAAGCGGUCUUCAUCGACCCGCACGUCCCGAACCUGCUGGCCACCAGCCCCGGCACGGACGUCACCAAGUCGACGGCGUACCAGAACGGCGACGUCAUCCUGCAGGACAAGGCGUCGUGCUUCCCGGCGUACCUGCUGGACCCGCACCCGCAGGACGGCGACGUGAUCGACUCGUGCGCGGCGCCGGGGAACAAGACGACGCAUCUGGCGGCGGUGAUGAAGGGCCACCAGCUGGAGCAGGGGGCGGCGAAGCAGACCAUCUUCGCGUUCGAGAGGGACCCGAAGAGGGCGCAGACGCUGGAGAAGAUGGUCAGGAUCGCGGGGAGCAGAGGGACGACGAAGAUUGGGCUCGGGCAGGACUUUUUGGAGGUCGAUCCGCAGGCGGAAACGUACAAGGAUGUCGGCGCGCUGUUGCUGGACCCGAGUUGUUCGGGGAGCGGUAUCGUGGGCCGGGACUCGAUGCCCGAGUUGCAUUUGCCAGAGGUUUCGGGGCCGGGCGGCUCGAAGGGGAAGACAAAGGGCGCGAAGCCUGAUGUUAAGAAACGAAAACGGGAGGAGAAGGACGAGGCGAAGCAGGUGAUGGUGGACGACGACGGCAACGCGGUGGAGAUUCAGUCCGAGCAGGAGCUGCAGAAGAGGUUGAAUUCUCUCGCUGGGUUCCAGCUGACGUUGCUCCUGCACGCGAUGAGGUUCCCCUCCGCGAAGAAGAUCACGUACUCGACCUGCUCGAUCCACGCUGAAGAGAACGAGGGCGUGGUGAUGAAGGCCCUCGAGUCCAAGGUCGCUAAGGAGCGCGGAUGGAGGGUUCUGGUCAGAGAGAAGCAGGUCCGCGGGAUGAAGGAGUGGCCUGUUCGCGGGCUUCCCGAGGCGUGUGGUGGGGACAAAACGGCUGCGGAGGCCUGUAUACGGACGUACAAGGGCGAUGGGCACGGAGUGAUGGGUUUCUUUGUCGCUGCUUUUGAGAGGGAUGGGGACGUGGAUAUGGUGGAGGAGGACGGUCCUUACGUGAGAGAUGACGAGGGGAAGAUUAUUAGGGACUUGACGGGAAUGCCGGUGCUGAAGAGCACUGGUGAGCCGGUCUCGUUGGCCGAGGACGACGAUGAACCGGCUCAGGAAAAGGAGGAGGAACAGAGUCAGGAAGAGAGUGAGGAUGACAGCGACAGCUCCGAGGAUAGUGAAGAUGAGGAGGAAUGGGCUGGGUUUGACUAG
Molecule: messenger RNA, 1740 nt
Organism: Colletotrichum chrysophilum
Lineage: Eukaryota; Fungi; Ascomycota; Sordariomycetes; Glomerellales; Glomerellaceae
Exons: 2
Coding region: 1-1740 (579 amino acids)
Biological process (GO): rRNA base methylation
Cellular component (GO): nucleolus
Molecular function (GO): methyltransferase activity
Source: RefSeq, a predicted model, not a curated record